Messenger RNA from Alosa sapidissima (American shad), 3200 nucleotides. RefSeq names its product transformer 2 alpha homolog (gene tra2a). The record is from RefSeq and is a predicted model, not a curated record. Bases 1361 to 2419 code for a protein of 352 amino acids. Gene Ontology annotation, biological process: positive regulation of mRNA splicing, via spliceosome. Gene Ontology annotation, cellular component: spliceosomal complex. Lineage: Eukaryota; Metazoa; Chordata; Actinopteri; Clupeiformes; Clupeidae. Gene Ontology annotation, molecular function: RNA binding. The transcript has 10 exons.
GGUGCAGAAACUUGCUUACUAGAUAACUAAGUAGUAAUCGGUUAGCCUGGCGAAAACAAGUUUUAGUGUUAAAUCUCUCGAAACGUUACUGUCUCUCUAACCUUAUUCUACAUUAGACUUAAAAUGAGUGACAUUGAAGAUGGCAACUUCGAAGGGCGUGUAAGUAUGGUCGUAUUUCUCAAACAUUGUACUUCUCUUUUCUUGAACCUGUUCUUUCGCUUUCUUAUUUAUUAGCUUGCUAACGCUGUUAGGCUAAUGUUAGCAUUCUGGACGGCGUAAGCUAGUAGCUAGCCUGUAAAGAUACCAUUAAUAAUGCCUCUAAAUGUUUAAAUCAAUCUAAAUCGACGAUUAUGUCAGAUUAAGGUAACCACGUAGUUGUAGAAUAUGUACUCUACAUACGCAAGAAGAUAAACCAAUUAGCUAUAAAUAAAGCUAUGGCGAGGCAUCCUUAACGUUAUCCCAAACAUUGACGUUAACUUAACUAGCUAGCGAACGCUAGGCGAUUUGAAUAAUAGCAUGCGUAGUGCAUAGGCCUAAGUUACAUAACGUUACGUGCAUCAAAAUGCUCUGGCUCUGAGUAUUUAGUUGGUACCCAUGUGUUUAAUUUUGCGAAGGUAACGUUAAGCUGGCAUGGUGCUGCAACGAAUCGUUUGGCUAGUGUAAUCUAGCUUUCGAGCUAGCCUGUAUGGCUUGGCUCGGUCUCGUCUAAUUAUUUUGGACAAUGGCUGCCUAAAUGCGCUAGUGUAACGUUACCUAUCUAGCACUAGAUAUAAUUCCAGCAAGUACACCAGGACAUAAAUGAGAUGUGGGAUAUUAACCAGGUUUUCUAUAUAGUCUUGCAAAGCAUGUGUCCAUCUCAAUAAUUGUUAUGACUGAAGGCUGUUAGAAUUGGCUCUAGAUAGCUAGUUUACGUUACGAUUGAGGGCGUCCUGCAAUAAAAAUGGAUCGCAUAUCGGUAUGCAGGAUAGUGCUAUGUGUUGUCAGUUGCUUCGUCCACUGCCUUUCUUCUGCCUUUCAACAUUCUCUCUGCUUCUUGUUGAAGUUGACCGCUCACCAUCCCAGAUAAUUUUAAUCUGUCAUAAAUCUAAUUUGUUUUAUUUUUGAGCGAUUGAAUGCCCAUUUAACGUUGCUCAGUUUCAACCAAACACCAUGAUCUUAAUUGUACUGAAUGUUCUUUUUUCAUUAAGGUUAUUGGUCGUGAAGGAUUUGAAGAGUUUAAUCCAAGAAUGUGGAAGAAUAUCCAAGAAUAUCAGAAGGCUUAUGAAAAUGUGUACAGAGCAGAACGUAAACAGGGCGGGGGAACAGGACGGAAGAAUGUCAGAUAGAAGGCACGCUCGCGUUAUCGCUCGUAAAGCAUAAGAUGGAAAGAAAAAGGUUUCAAAUUGGGGGAAGAAAUGGAAAACAGAAAGCAAGGCAUGAAAACAGAAAAAACGAAGACCGAAGAACAAUAGAAUGCCUGAAAGAGGGAGUAGGAGGAAUGAAUGUAUCCGUUGACUCACGGUCCCCAUCUAAAUCAGAACGGGGGAGUCCGGCCAAUGCCAAGUCGGACAGCCGCUCUGGUUCCGCAAGUCCUUCCCGAGCCUCCAAACGCUCCGAGUCCAGGUCCCGAUCAAGGUCCAAGUCCAGGUCCCAUUCCCGCAGACACUCCAACCGCCGCUACAGCCGCUCGCGCUCCCACUCCCGCAAGAAGUCCCGUUCCCGCUCCUACUCCCCUGAGUACCGUCGCCGCAAGAGCCAGAGCACCUCGCCCAUGUCCAACCGCCGCAGGCAUGCCGGCAGCAGGGGUUCCCAUGGUCAUGGAAAACAGGACAAAUACUCAGGAGCAGCCACAGGAGGAGGCAUGAGCGCAGGAUGUGAUGAGCUGAGGCAGAAACAGGCCAACCCCGACCCCAACACGUGCCUGGGCGUGUUCGGCCUGAGCCUGUACACCACCGAGCGCGACCUGAGGGAGGUGUUCUCCCGCCACGGGCCCCUCGCCGGCGUCAACGUCGUCUACGACCAGCGCACCGGACGCUCCCGUGGCUUCGCCUUCGUCUACUACGAGCGCAUCGACGACGCCAAAGAGGCGAUGGAGCGAGCCAAUGGGAUGGAGCUGGACGGGCGGCGCAUCAGAGUGGACUAUUCCAUCACCAAGCGGCCCCACACCCCCACACCUGGCAUCUACAUGGGUCGGCCCACACAUAAUGGAGGUGGUGGGGGUGGUGGCGGUAGCAGCAGCAGCAGCAGUGGAGGCAGGAGAAGAGACGACCGUGGUGGGGGCUACGACCGUGGCUACGACCGUGGCGGCGACCGGGGCUAUGACCGUGGCGGCGACCGUGGCUAUGAUCGCUAUGAUGAUCGCAGGCGAUCUCCAUCUCCAUACUACAGUCGAUACAGGUCCCGAUCCCGAUCUCGCUCCUACAGUCCCCGACGAUAUUAAAACUUUUCUUCUAGGCUGGUCCUUCCAAAUGAUGUCUGAUGUCCGGGGACAUUGCCAUCCUGUCUAACAUCAGAGGGUGGUGCUGUUUAUCUAGCUGAAGAGUAUUCUCUCCCCAAGAUGCUUUGUUUAACAUGUCUUCAUUUUUUUUUUUUUAUCUAGUGUUUUCUUUUUUUUUUUUUUCUUUCUUCUUUCUUAUGUGUGGUGUUUUGUUUUAUUGUUGCUGUUGUUUUUCCUACAGUAUGUGAGUUAUGACAACAGCAAGACAAGCGGAGAGGAAAUGCAUUUUUUUUACAUAUAUAUUUCCCCAAGGACAGAAGUGUGUGUGUGUGUGUGAGGGCAAGCACAGUAGAAUAGCUAGGGGCCCACCCUGGCCUGUUUAUUUUUCUGUAAAUGGUUUCUUGUUGGUUGAAAAAGUAUUAAUGUUCCACAGUACUUAUGAGACAGUGAGUCAUCAGCAUGUGUCAGUCUGACUGGCAGCUUAAAAAGAAUGACCUCCUGAAGGUCAUCCUCCUGAAGGUCGUUCUUAAUCUUGGUCAGGGUUCUCGGCACAUCACGGCUGAAGGUCUAGAACUUGUGUAUGUGUGUGUAAGAGAGGGAGAGAUUGAGAUUUGAUUCUGCCAGCAACAUGACAUCCUGAUCGAAUAUUUGCCGCCACUGAACCCCCUCACCUGCACCUGAACCUACACAGAUGUGUUUUUCUUGCGAUUCUUUUGAGUGUACCAUGAAUGUUCUUUUAGGGUUGUGUCCUUUUUCAAGAAAUAAAAAAGGCCUUCCAGCUGCA